Aspergillus steynii IBT 23096 is the source of this 905-nucleotide messenger RNA. Its product is annotated as 40S ribosomal protein eS7. Gene Ontology annotation, cellular component: small-subunit processome; 90S preribosome; cytosolic small ribosomal subunit. Lineage: Eukaryota; Fungi; Ascomycota; Eurotiomycetes; Eurotiales; Aspergillaceae. Gene Ontology annotation, molecular function: structural constituent of ribosome. The transcript has 3 exons. Gene Ontology annotation, biological process: ribosomal small subunit biogenesis; rRNA processing; translation. The coding region runs from base 1 to 606 and encodes 201 amino acids. The record is from RefSeq and is a predicted model, not a curated record.
AUGGCUGCUAUCAACAAGAUCGCCCUUAACUCGCCGUCGAGGCAGAACCCCUCCGAGCUGGAGACCGCGAUCGCCGGCGCUCUCUUCGACUUGGAGAGCAACACACAGGACCUGAAGGCUACCCUUCGGCCUCUGCAGUUCGUCUCUGCCCGUGAGGUCGAGGUUGGUCACGGCAAGAAGGCUGUCAUCGUCUUCGUCCCCGUCCCUCUCCUCCAGGGCUUCCACAAGAUCCAGCAGCGCCUGACCCGUGAGCUCGAGAAGAAGUUCUCCGACCGCCACGUCCUCUUCGUUGCUCAGCGCCGCAUCUUGCCCCGCCCCAAGCGCUCCGCCAACUCGCGCUCCAACCAGACUCAGAAGCGUCCCCGCUCCCGCACUCUGACUGCCGUGCACGACUCCAUCCUCGGCGACCUGGUCUACCCCGUCGAGAUCGUCGGCAAGCGCAUCCGUACCAAGGAGGAUGGCAGCAAGACCCUGAAGGUUAUCCUGGACGAGAAGGAGCGUGGUGGUGUUGACCACCGCCUUGACGCCUACGGCGAGGUCUACCGCCGCCUAACUGGCCGUGCUGUCACUUUCGAGUUCCCCCAGAGCGGUCCCUCUGACUUUUAGAUCAAUUGAACCUUGAUUUCUUCUCUUUUUUUUUGACUUCAACCUUUUGAAUUUUCUUUUUCUUUUUCCAUUCCCACUUCAUCCUUCGUGAACAUGGAAAUCAUCAUCCUUAGGUGAUCUAGGAAUCCACGCGGGGAAAGUGCAAAGAAAAUAGCAAGGGGGUGGAAACUCAAGGAGAGAGAGGAGAAAUUCACAACGGGGUUUCAAUUCUGUGGUUGCGGAUCUAAAAGAACAAAACGGCGAAAAAAAUAAAGAGGGUUUCUUAGGUAGGAAGAAGAGAAGAAAACAAAGCUCAGAAG